This is a messenger RNA of Paraglomus brasilianum, 1365 nucleotides long. The record is from the annotation of a GenBank genome assembly. NCBI's taxonomy places the organism in Eukaryota, Fungi, Glomeromycota, Glomeromycetes, Paraglomerales, Paraglomeraceae.
AUGCUUUUAUGUAGAUAUGAAGUAAUUACAACACCGACAGAUAUAAUUAUGGUUAUGGAGUAUGCUGGCGGCGAAUUGUUUAAUUUCAUAGUCGAGAGAGGAAAGAUGUCUGAAGAAGAUGCACGUCGUUUCUUUCAACAAAUAAUCUGUGCAGCGGAAUACUGCCAUCGACACAAAAUUGCCCAUAGAGAUUUAAAACCCGAAAAGUACAGUUUUCUCGAAGAUCCCUAUCAUAACGUCAAAAUCGCCGAUUUUGGACUGUCCAAUAUAAUGACUGAUGGCGAUUUUUUGAAGACCAGCUGCGGGAGUCCAAAUUACGCUGCGCCAGAGGUUAUUUCAGGAAAGCUAUAUGCUGGGCCAGAGGUUGAUGUUUGGAGUUGUGGAGUUAUCUUGUACGUAAUGUUAUGUGGCCGGCUGCCGUUUGAUGAUGAAUACAUUCCGACUUUGUUUAAAAAGAUCAAUGACGGCAUUUAUACGCUUCCACCUUUUCUUUCCAUCGAGACCAAAUACCUUCUGUCGUCAAUGCUCAUAGUUGAUCCUCUUAAACGGAUUACCAUCGCUCAAUUAAGAGAGAACCCAUGGUUCAAUACAGGUUUGCCUGAAUACCUUAAACCCCUCCCCGUGAGCGAGGAAGAUCCAUUUGCAGAUAUUGACGAGGACAUCGUAUCAGAGCUACGAAAGGCACUACAAGAAUCUGACAACAAUCAAAUAAAAGUUGCAUACCAGCUUGUUGUCGAUCAUAAACGGAUGAUAGAUGCAGGGAAAAUGCGAGAGCUAAAAAAUAUCCAGAGCUUUCUUGCAUCUUCUCCGCCAUCAUGGAACGUUAUGCAGCCAUUGAGCGCAACAAGCUUUGCUAAUGAAGAGUUGAGUGCCCCAUCCAGCAUAGAAGUUUUAAGCUCCAGUCUACCCUAUCAGGAAGAGUACUCACAAAAUCGUCGUCAUCCCUACCGAUCUUUUUCGGAAAUGUCUUCUCGAAACUUUUUACCAGACAAACGCACGAGAACUCGAUCCAAAUGGCAUUUUGGAAUAAGAUCACGGAAUCCGCCAUUGGAGGUUAUGCUCGAGAUCUAUCGAGCAUUAAAGAAUUUGGGAAUGGAUUGGAAGACAAUUGAUCCGUUUCAUGUACGAUGCCGCUAUUGCUACGAGAAUGAUCUUCAGGUGAAGGUCGAUGUUCAGCUUUACAAGCUAAACAUAAAUCACUAUCUUGUUGAUUUCAAGAACGUAUCAUAUGAUGGAGUCGACGGAAAAGUGGUAUCGGAAGAAGAGAAAACACAGAAUCAUAAUCUCGGCAAAGAGGUCACUUCGCUAUUUCCAUUCUUCGAUGUGUGCACAAAGCUAAUUACUGAAUUGGCUAUUGGUGGAUAA